AUGGCUCUGCUCAACCCGACUUUCAUCUUUGGCGUCAUUGUCCUCCUCUACCUCUCCUCCUUCAUUCUCUUCGCCGUCGUCCGCAUCCUUACCGGAGUAUCGAUCCAGAGAAUAGGCUACUUCUCCCUCCGCCGACUCGCUUAUACACCGAGAGAUGGAUUCAAGAUUGAGAUCCGGGGGUUGGGACUCAACGUCCACCGCCCAACCUUCGCCCAGCCCACAUGGCUGAGCAUUGUGGUCAGCGAGCUGGUCGUCACCGUCGACAUCCGCGAGCUCGACGGGAAGAAGAGUGAGGACAGCUCCGGCGACUCCGAUAGUACCGAUGCCGAGGAGGAUUCCGAUACACAGCAGGCGGAGCAGCAGAAGGUGCCUUUAAUACGGCGGAAUGGCGGCCCCCCGCCCCGGAGCGAGACCUGGAAACACCUCAUGAAGCUCAAGGAUAGGAUAAAGAGGGCGCACCGCAAGCUGAAUUGGCUGCGGAUGGUCGAUGUCGUGGCUACCAACUCUACCAUCAAGGUCGUCGACGUGGGCGAUGUGCAGUUUGGAAGCUUGACCGUGGCUGUUGACACGCGGCGCAAGAUGGUCGACCGCGCACGUUUCUUUUUCCAGUCUCGAAAUGACAAGACCAAGAACAAGCAACGACAGGCAGAGUGGAUGAUGACGCUACGCAGCGUUUUGUUUACACCGGAGGGCAAGGAGUCUCUCGAAAUUCUUGAUAAUGCGACGUUGAACAUCCAUGGGUUCUUGUACGAGGCGUUGGACGGACUACGCGAUGCAGCCAUUGCUCUUAAGCUGGGCCGCGUCCACAUUCCCUACGACGAGGUUCGGUUAUGCGCCGACCGACUGAAGGAGUGUAAGUCGGCUGCCCGCACGCCUUCGUUGGAGGAGCCGGCCGACAUCUUCAUGGAGAAGGUGAUCCACGAGGUUGCCCAGCCGGGCAGCACGCACCAAGAGUUGAUCCAGACCGUGUCCGACUCGAAAGAAUUCAUCAGCUCUAUCCUGAGGGGCGUUAAGGAGGUCCAAUUCGCGGUGAGCUUUGUUGGCAUGACGAAGAAGGUGGAGACGGUAAAGCCCAACGCCAAGCCCAUCUUGCUCAAUGCCUCUAUGAAGGAGGUCGGCAUCGAUUUGCAUCGCCUAGAUCCCAAAUCGCCAUCCCACAGGAUGUACUUUCCGUCCAAGGACAUCGCCCAUGAGGCUCUUGCUGCAGCGCUGUCCAUAUCUAUUGGCCUGGACGAUGGCGACGGGAAGCCGGAGAGACUGUUGUACAUUCCUAUGGCAACAACCACGGUCAAGACAACACUGCCGUCCAAGACAGUCGAGAUGGCACAGGACGUGGGCGCCGAAGAGAGGAACGCCAACAUUCUCUUCGCCAACUCCGUAGUGACAUCUCCUUCGGUGGAUCUCGACCCGCGUCAUCUUCCGAUCCUCGUCGCCAUGCUUCAACCAAAACCCAAGAGGCAUCGCGGCGAUCGUCAGCCACGGCAUGUACUUAUAUCACGAUUACUGCCAAAGGCCAACAUAAAGUUUACAAUGCACGAGCCCGUUCUCCGAGUCGCCCUACCUGCAGUUGACCAGCACGCAGCUCCCGAUGAUUUUGAUUUAAUUAUAUCUUCAAUCUCAUCGAUUUCACUUGACAUGGAAUCAUUCCAUUCUACUGUUGAGGACUUGCAUUAUUCACUAGCCUCAACAAUGAGGAUACAGUCACACGAGUUAUACUACCAGACGUCAUCGAGUAACCGAUUCGACCUCAUCCAAACCGAGUCCUUCGAGUUGAAGGUGCAACUUAGUGCGACACCCGAUGUUCACGUUGUGGCAUCAGGCAACCUACAAACGUUUGCCAUCAAAAUGGUGCGACCUGAGAUCACCGAUGGUCUUAGACAGAUCGUGCGACAGCUGAGAAUGAAUGUCGAGUCUGAGAAGCGAUUUACCUCAAAAACUUCAAGCAAGCCACCACAAAACUUCCUCCGCGCAUUGCCAUCUUGGUUGCUUCAAUUUCAACUUCAAGCAUCUGAUUUCAGCGUGGAGGUUGCUGGCAUCGACGAGGAUAUCUCAGAUGACACGCGCGGCGUGUCCAUCCAGCUCGAUGAGUUCUCAGCGGAGUACCGAGCACAAAGACUCGACGGCGGACUUCAACGGCGGCCAUCCAGGCGUAGGGCUAACAGCCGUACCGUCCACCCCGACUCGGAUCUUCUCAAGCAUCCGGUUUCCCCUGCACCGAGGAAGAAGCAGCAAAACCCAGGAGAUGGACGCAGAGUCGCCAUUCACGUGCGAGGUUUGGAGGCCUACAUUGUCGAAUCAGAGGACCGGGUGGAACUGGAGCCGUUCGUCAAUAUGCCUCGCUUUGAGGUUGCAUUCCAGGCUCUCAGCGAUCAACAGGGUCCAGUCUUCCAUAUCCAUGCCGGCAUGCGCACUGUCCUUUUGCAGUACUCUCUCUUCCGGCACUACUCUGUCGGAGUGGCCAUCAUGAUCCUUAAGAGGGCGUUUAUGAGAUCGGGACAAGAUGUUACUUCGCCAAUGAUGUCGCCAACGACGCCAAGAAGAGAGGGGAGCGAUCUCCUGUCUCCUCCAAUGUCACCAGAGUCGCCUUUUGUCGACAUGAGUGACUUUUCGACCAUCACUCCGGAGCUCGUGGCCAUUGACAUUAAGGCAGCUCUGGUUCAAGUCAAGGCCGAGCUUCCAAAUGACCCUCAAGUGAUGCUUCAGGUGUACGGCGUGGAAGCUGGUCGACACAGAUGGUCAGCCCCACACCUGGCUUCGAAGCUGAUUCGCGUUUACGUCCAACCGCCGAGAAUGCGAUCAACAUGGGCUAGAAUGGUCAGCAUCAAGGGCGGACGCAUCGACUGGAGGACAUCCCGGCGCAAGCUUACCAGCGGCGGAUUCCAGGAGGACAAGAUGAUCGACAUCAACUCCGACGCCAUACGAUUUGCGGUACCGCAUGAGGUCCAGGUCAACAAGAUCUCCGACAACGUCAUAAAUACGCUCAAAUCGAUCAAGCAGCUCCACCACCGCUUCAAGACAGGAACUAAUGAGUACAUUCUUGACAAGGUCCCUGGAGGCCCGAAAAACGUCCCCAAGGUCUCGGUCAGAACCCGUUCUUUGCUCUUUGAACUGGAAGAUGGUGCUUUUGAGUGGAAGCUGGGAAUGAUCUACCGUGCCGGCCGAAUUGAACAGAUGCAACGUCUUGCCCGUGAAGAGGCUUUCGAGGUCAAGAGGAAGAAGGUUCGCGAGGAAGAGUCAAGGAAAGAAUCUGGCAAACUCCGAGCCCGCUCUCUAUUCCACAGAGGGCGUCAGAACAACGGCGCCUCGUGGGCAAGAAGUCAAAGUGCAGAUGGGCGGAGACGUGGGAGCGAAAGCCAGUCACGAGGUAGAGCGCCGCGGUACGACCCCGAUGGAGGUGGCCUUGGUAUCACCGGAUCAUCCAAGAUUGCCGAGCAAGAGGCAAGAGAGAAGUUGGAUGCGUACAAUGCGCAGAGCUGGAAGAAGCGGAUUGACCGAUUCUACUCCAUGGCGAAGAAUGGCAUGAAGGAGAUUCGCGGCAUGUUCUGGGGUCCCGAUCAGCUGCCCGACGACUUGGAGGACACAGAAAACAUCCUCGAGGUGCCCCAGAGGCCAGCACUGAUGUCCGCCCUCAUCACCGAUCUCCAGUUCGUCAUCGAUAAACCUACCUUCGCUAUGAAGGACCUGCCGGAUUUCAUCCAUUCCGUUGGAAAGGGAAUGCCCAAGGACAUGAAAUAUGGCCUGUUGGUUCCCAUGCAUGUCUCGAUCGACCUUAGUGAGGCGAGGAUUUCAUUACGCGAUUACCCGCUCCCGCUCAUUCACAUUCCGAGCCUGAAGGCAGGGCAAUCCACAAGGUUACCUGCAAUGUCAUUAAAGACCAAUUUUGUCAUCGCGGAAGAGUAUCGUGGUAUGGAAACAACCCGCCGUAUCAAGGUCAACAUUGUACCACCGCGAAGCCACGAGCCUGGGGGUGCAAGCGAGGGCGGUUUUGCCAUCGACGUCCGACGGACUAUCGGACCGGUCAAGUCCUACUCGAACAUGAGAGUCGACAUCAACACGGCUUUGCCAACAAGAAUUACGUGGGGCCCAGCAUACCAACCAGCCAUACAAGAUAUGAUGAUGGGCAUUGAGUCCUUCACCAAGCCGCAGGUUGACCCGUCCGAAAGAGUCGGAUUUUGGGACAAGAUUCGGCUCAAUUUCCACUCUAGGAUACACGUCGCCUGGAGGGGAGACGGUGACAUGCAUCUGGCACUGAAGGGCACGCGCGAUCCUUACUGCGUGACGGGCAACGGCGCAGGAUUUAUCAUGUGCUGGCGCAACGACGUCAAGUGGAACAUCAACGCUGAUGACAACCCCAAGCGCUUCAUGACUGUCGACUCUGGCGAGUAUGUGCUUGCCAUUCCAGACUACAGCCACCAGGUCCGGGAGGCUGCCCGGCGCACGGGUGAAGACGACAGUUUGAUGAGCGAAGACAGCUAUAAGUCUGGCGCUUCCUUCAAGAAGGUCGUCAUGAAGCUUUCUGGCAAGGUGCAGUGGAUGGCUGGACUCGUGUUUGAGCGGGCAAUUAUGGAGGGCAAACGAAGCUUCGACUUCAGACCGCACUACGACGUCGUGCUGCGUGCUCCUCACCAUGUCAAACCCGAGGACCAGCCGUACGAUGCCUUCCGUGGAUUCCGAAGUUCACAUAUCCAUCUUUCGAUCGCUGUCCGAGCACCCGUUGACCGCGAUUGGAUGUCUUCGAACCCCGAGUCGUCCCGGAGCUACAAUACUGUGCACUGCACUCCCCGUUUCUUCACCCACUUCUUCGCAUGGUGGUCGCUCUUUGGUGGCGCAAUGGCCUUGCCAAUCCGUCAAGGUUCUCUAUGGCCAGGUAGAGAGCGGAACAGUAAGAAGUUCGGCAAGCAUCUUUCGACCAUCAAGUACAACUUGUUGUUGGCGCCGCUGUUUAUCAGUCACAUCUACAAGCAUAAGGACGUUGAAGAUGCUUCUGACAGUGGCGUUUCUGCAACGGGCCUCAAAGUCCGUUUUGACAGCUUCAUGUUGGAUCUUCAUCAGAGACGUGAAGAAUUCAAUACCAGAGACCAGGGCCGAAAGACGAAGGGCAAGACCAGCGGAAUCAAGAUUCAUGCGGCUCAGCUUGACCUGGCAGCCGCUGACGUACGAGCAGUGUCGGCAAGCAUCAAAGGCACGACAACCGAGGCCAUCAAGAAAGGAUCCAUAUCCCAGCUGAUAACGAACCAGCACGAGGAUAGCGCCGAUUUGUCACGCUUCACGAUUCCUGACAACGACCUGAGCUGGAUUGACAUGGAUGACUUUGUCGAGUUGGAUUGGAUCUUGCCAACGGAACCAAACCCGGAUACAAAGAUUCUGCCCUUGGCAUAUGCACCUCGCCUUACGUACUUCCGGCAAACCGACAUUGGAGGCGUCGUCUCUGGAGAUCCCGACCGCAAGAGCCCCUUUGGUGAUGAGCCGACGCACUUCUGCAUUAUGAGUCACGACGACGAUCCUCGCCGAGUUCAGACACAGCUCAUUCAGGAACGCUUGGCUCAGCUGGAAGUCCAAAUAGAAAGCUACGGAAGGAACUUGGGCGAAGCCGAGCUGAAGGUUGUACGUGACGACGCCAAAGACCCUAAGCUUGUUGCUGCGUUCGAGAGCUUGCAACAACAAGGCGCCAUUUUGCAAAAGAAGAAGGUGUACCUUCAAAACAUGCUUCGGCAGAUGAACAAGCCCACGGACACUACCCAAUUCUUCAAGCGCGAAAACGACAGCAGCCAGUCUGAAGAGUCGAUCUAUCUUGAGCAAGAAGAUUCGCUGACGAUCCCCUCCGGUGCCGAGUUUGAGAGUGAUUUCAACAACCGUUUCGUCAUUCACAACCUUCAUUUCAAGUGGAACAACACGCUGCGUAACAUCGUUCUACGCUACAUCCACCAAGUCAGUCAGCGCCGGGGAUUCGUCUACUACUUGUCCCGUCCAGCGGUCAAGUUUAUCCUGGAUAUCGUGGAGGAGCAGUAUAAGGCCAAACAGAAUCCCAAGCCCAACGCCAGCAAGAACCGGACUCCCACGGGUGGCGCGACAACAGGCACCUCUCCAGACCUCGACCAGGCAGAGCGCGAAUUCAAGCAAGACAUCGAGGACCGCAUCAAGAAAAUCCUCCAAGACGGCAAGAAGUAUGUCAACGCAGACGGCAAAGGCGGUGACAACGUACCCAACGUUCCUAUUGAGGACUUGUCGAGCGGUAUCUCGGACGAAUUCACACCGCAAAACAGUUACCACGUCCGCCUCAUUGCGCCGCAGAUCCAGUUGCAGAGCGACAAGAACAAGAAGAAUGUGGUCAUCCUCACAUCCAAGGGCAUGGAACUCAAGGUUGUUGAGGUCAUGGACAAGAUGAGAAUUUCAGAUUCCGUCAGUGGUUUGGUGCAGCGACGAUUCCUUGUGAACAUGGAUAGCACCCAGUUCUUCGUCACGCACCAGUCCUACUUCUCGGAGAUGGUCACCUCCUAUGCCGGAAGUCGCUAUGGAACGCCGUCCUCGACCUCUUGGCCUCCCUGGGUUCCUAUGGAGGUCAUGUUCGACUUCGAGACCGAUCCUUUCGGAUUCAAUCGUGUGGUGCAAAAGACAUCAGCGAUGCUCCGAUACGACAAGUACAAUACUCUGCGUCUGAAGUACAACGACGAAGUCAACACCGAGGGCUCUAGUGAUUCAUCGCAGCCCAAUGCCGAACAGAAGAUGGACAACCUUUGGGUCGAGUUCCCCCAAGCCCGUGCCCUCUGCAACUCCGGAGACUAUUACGCCAUGUAUGUCAUUGUACUGGACCUGCUCAUGUACAAUGAGCCUCUGGAGAAGACACGAAGCGAGCGUCUGGAGAAGAUCAUGCUGGCCUCCGAUUUCAGUGAUCUCAGCGGCACGCCCGAAAUGGUGCAGAAGCUCCAAGAGCGCAUUCGAUCACUGCAAGACAUCAAGUCACACUUCCAGAUCUAUUCCAAGUACAUGGACGAACGUGGUUGGGAGGACAGACUUCUCCUGGAGCGUGAUUUGGCAGCAUGCGAGGACGAGUUGUUCUUCAUGAUGAAGGCUAUUACAUCUUCGCAGCGCAGAUACGAGACGGCAUCCGAGAGCAACGCCUUGCUGAGAUGGAGCAUCACAGCUCGCGACACGGUCUGGCACAUGCUUCGUGACAACAAGGAACCUCUGGUCGAAUUGCAGCUCAAGGAUGUGGAGUACGACCGUACCGAUAACGCUGAUGGUUCGCAUAUCAACUUGAUUCGGGUCGGCAAGGUAUUCGGUUUCAACCUCUUGCCUGACGCCAUGUACCCAGAGAUCAUCGCCCCGUACAUUGGUGAUGAGAAGAGCGCAGGCGAGCUGGGCAACCGGGAGAUGAUCCGAGUCUACUGGUACAUGCUUGAAGCUAUUGCCGGCAUUCCUGUCAUGGAUCACUUCGAAGUCAACUUGUUCCCUAUGAAGGUUCAGCUGGAGCGAGAGGUUGGAAAGCGUAUAUUCGAAUACAUCUUCCCUGGCAUUGACGGCGAUGAGAAGCAAGCCAAGAACGACUCACCCUUCAUGCUCAAGCACACGCCCGCCGAUGAGGAAGACGAAGACGAUUCCUCCAUGUCUGGAUCUGGCCGUCUUACGGCUAGUGAUAAGGAUGGAUUCAAUACCAGGCCUGGCUCACUCGAGUUGCGUCUACACCCGACUUUGAACUCGGACUCCCCGUCCAAGUCGGUUGGUAGCACGCCUAAGAAGAAUCUCUCAGUCAACACUGGAGAGGGCCACGGCUUCCGUCUGUUUCGGUCUGUGGGCACAGGAAAGACUAUCGCCAAGAAGCCGUCGUAUGAAUCUCUGAAAUCAAAUGCUCCUCGUCCCGGAAUCGGCCGCACCUCGACGGGCUUUUCGUCCAAGGAAAGCUCGGUAACGGGCGAUAGCAAGAAGUCCCGUUUCGGCUUGCGCAAGGAGUCCAAGGCAGAGGAGAACAAGCCGUCCGACGACCUCACUAAGAUGAUGUCUCGCGCGAGCAGUUAUAUGACGUUCGCACACAUCAAGAUGCCCUCCGUGGUUCUCUGCCUCAGCUACAAGGGCAAGGACAACCGCAACGUGGAAGACGUGCAUGACUUUGUGUUCCGCAUGCCUGCAGUCGAGUGGCGCAAUAAGACUUGGUCCAACCUCGACCUUGCCCUCGCGCUCAAGAAGGCCGUCAUCAAAGCCUUGAUCUCGCACACGGGUGCAAUCAUCGGCAACAAGUUCAAGCACCGCCCCAGCAACACCCAGGCCAGCAAGCUGCGAGAGCUCGCCAGCGGGUCGUCCCUGAUUGCACCGUCCUCCGCGUCACAGCAUGACGCUGAUAGCAUCAACAACAGCGACGAUUCCUCGAGCUUAUAUGGUAAUUCUCCCGUCGACUACUCGCGCUCUCCACCAAGGUCCUUACACGGUAGUUCAGCUAGUAGCAUCCCGAUCCCGCGAUCCACGAGUAGGAGUUCUAGCGUCGCGAGCUCGAGAUCACGUCGAACGGGCGAAUCGAGCAUGCAAGGGCCGGCCGUUCCCAGCUUCCUGAUGAUGACGCCUCCCACGCCGUCAGACGGCCGAAACCCUCAAGGCUUGGGUAUAGAACUCCUCCGCCCGUCGUCUAGAAGCAGUCUCGCGCCGGACUACCAGCCCGGCAACGGCACGAUUAGAUCUCUAUCUAGAUCAGGGACGGGAGCGGAACCAGAGGGCCGUCGUAAGUCAGCAGGCAGCGGUUUUCUUCGGGACAAGCUGAAUGCCCUCACGCACCGUAAGAGGGAGCCUAGCAAAGAACCAAGUCGGCUGCAGAGGGAAGACACCCCAGAACCGGACGAAGAGGCCACUGCGUCUCCCGAGGAAAGCCCGAAGGCGGUGAAGAGGUUCGGGGGACUUGGUAGUCGGGUGAAGACCGGUUAG
Colletotrichum gloeosporioides is the source of this 8907-nucleotide messenger RNA. RefSeq names its product UPF0648 protein C3H5.09c. Lineage: Eukaryota; Fungi; Ascomycota; Sordariomycetes; Glomerellales; Glomerellaceae. The transcript has a single exon. The record is from RefSeq and is a predicted model, not a curated record. The coding region runs from base 1 to 8907 and encodes 2968 amino acids.